AUGGUCUACCUCGGGCUGCCUGCGGUGCGCUUGGCCGCGGUGGCCGCGAUCCUGGCAUCGGCCGCCUCGGUCGUCGCCGCCGCCUCCAACGUUCGCGACCUGACAAAGACCAAGGACUUUGACUCGACCGUCGGUGGCGCCCAGGGCGUGCUGGUCGAGUACUUUGCGCCCUGGUGCGGCCACUGCAAGAACCUGGCGCCCACCUAUGAAAAGGUCGCCGACGCCUUUGCCUCCAAGUCCGAUUCGGUCGUCAUUGCCAAGGUCGACGGCGACAAGAACCGCGACCUCAGCCAGCGCGCGGGCGUCAAGGGCUUCCCCACGCUCAAGUGGUACCCGCCGCACUCCAAGGACGGCGAGGCCUACGCCUCCGGGCGCGACCUCGACAGCAUCGUCAAGUUUGUCACCGAAAAGAGCGGCGCCGCCAGCAACAUCAAGCCUCCCCCGCCGCCCCCGCCGCCGACGGCGCUGCAGCUGACGAGCAGCAACUUUGACGAGAUCGUCCUCAACCCGAACAACGACGCCCUGGUCGAGUUCUAUGCGCCUUGGUGUGGCCACUGCAAGGCUCUUCACCCGACCUACCAGGAGGUGGCCACCGACUUUGCCGGAGACGAGAGCUGCGUCGUGGCCCAGUUCAACGCCGACGAGGAGGCGCACAAGGCCAUCGCCCAGCGCUACGGCAUCUCGUCGUUCCCCACGAUUCUCUUCUUCCCCAAGGGCGAGAACAAGCAGCCGGAGCCGUACAACCAGGGUCGCAGCCAGGACGACUUCCUCAAGUACCUCAACAACAAAUGCUCGACGGCGCGCCUCAAGGGCGGCUCGCUCAGCGACCUCGCCGGCCGCAUGCCUUCGCUCGACGGCAUCGCGGCGCGGUGGUACACGUCGCCCGCAGACGGGCGCUCGACGCUCUACCAGGAGCUGGUCAGCUUCAUCGAGUCGAUGAAGGGCAGCGACAAGUCGUCGCCCGAAAAGGAGGCGGCGGCCAGCUACUACGUCCGCGUCAUGGACAAGGCAGGCGAGAAUGCCAAGUUCAUCGAAAAGGAGACCAAGCGGCUGGCCGCGAUUCUCAAAAAGUACGCCGACGGCACCAGCAAGCUGACGCGGCAAAAGGUCGACGAGAUCAAGCGCAAGCACAACGUGCUCUCGGCUUUCACCAACGAGCGAAUCGCCGCGGUGGCCAACAAGAAGCUCGAGGACGCCAAGAAGGAGGCCGCAUCGGCCAAGGACGAGCUCUAG
Pseudozyma flocculosa PF-1 is the source of this 1233-nucleotide messenger RNA. RefSeq lists its product as uncharacterized. Gene Ontology annotation, cellular component: endoplasmic reticulum. NCBI's taxonomy places the organism in Eukaryota, Fungi, Basidiomycota, Ustilaginomycetes, Ustilaginales, Ustilaginaceae. The record is from RefSeq and is a predicted model, not a curated record. Gene Ontology annotation, molecular function: protein disulfide isomerase activity. Gene Ontology annotation, biological process: protein folding. The transcript is spliced from 3 exons. The coding region runs from base 1 to 1233 and encodes 410 amino acids.